AUGAUUGGAAGGAAAAAUAUGGGGCGAGUUUCGCCACUACUUUUAGUACUAUUGGCAUUGGGAUUUGGUUUUGCAACAUAUAACUUGGUGACAAUGGUAAUGCACAAUAGAGGGCUUAGUUCAGGGAAAUUUUGGGUAACAAAUGAGGCUUCAGAAUGGUAUGAUCCCGUGAUUAAUAUGCCUGAUGAGGUGAAGGGGUUAGGAAGUUCGAAUGUGAAGUUUCAUGUUGCUUUAACUGCAACUGAUGCGCCUUACAGUAAAUGGCAAUGUCGUAUUAUGUAUUAUUGGUAUAAGAAGAUGAAGGAUAUGCCUGGAUCCGAUAUGGGAGGUUUUACUCGGGUUUUGCAUUCAGGCAUGCCUGAUAAUUUGAUGGAGGAGAUUCCUACUUUUCUUGUUGAUCCUCUUCCGGAAGGGCUUGAUCGGGGUUACAUUGUGUUGAAUAGACCAUGGGCUUUCGUGCAAUGGCUAGAGAAAGCAAUUAUUGAAGAAGAAUAUAUUCUAAUGGCAGAACCUGAUCACAUAUUUGCAAAUCCUUUGCCAAAUUUGGCCCAUGGUGGCCAUCCUGCUGCAUUCCCUUUCUUCUACAUCAAACCAGCAGAUAAUGAGAAAAUCAUUAGGAAGUAUUAUCCACAGGAAAAGGGUCCUGUGACUAAUGUUGAUCCGAUUGGAAAUUCUCCUGUGAUAAUUAAUAAGUUACUUCUGGAGAAAAUUGCUCCUACUUGGAUGAAUAUGUCUUUGCGGAUGAAAGAUGACCCAGAGACUGAUAAAGCUUUUGGCUGGGUUUUAGAAAUGUAUGCCUAUGCAGUAGCGUCUGCUUUACAUGAUGUGCGACACAUUCUGCGUAAAGACUUUAUGUUGCAGCCUCCAUGGGAUUUGGAAGUUGGCAAGAAGUUCAUAAUACAUUAUACAUAUGGAUGUGAUUAUAACAUGAAGGGAGAACUGACAUAUGGAAAGAUUGGGGAAUGGAGAUUUGACAAGAGGUCUUAUCUUCGUGGUCCACCACCUAGAAAUCUUCCUUUACCCCCACCUGGGGUUCCUGAUAGUGUGGUAAGACUUGUGAAAAUGGUGAAUGAAGCAACUGACAAUAUUCCAGGAUGGGAUGUGGAGUAGAUAUUUGACAGACUGUUGUAGAAGGCUUAAACAGUCUCUUGUAUACAGUCAAGAUCCACACGAAGUAGAGUGCCACACUGUCGGCUGUCCUCAAGACUCCUACUGAGGACAAACAAGUAGAGGUGAACAGGAAAGAAUACACUAUAAGGAGAAAAAUGUAACGAUGUCUCAUUUAAGAUCCUUUUAUAAUUCUUCUUCAACUUUUUUGGACUGGAUUUUAAUUCCAAGGCCAGGAAACCACAUUUUCUAGUAAAAAUGUUGUGAUUUGUCCUUUA
Coffea arabica (coffee) is the source of this 1385-nucleotide messenger RNA. RefSeq names its product hydroxyproline O-arabinosyltransferase NOD3. Gene Ontology annotation, molecular function: glycosyltransferase activity. The record is from RefSeq and is a predicted model, not a curated record. NCBI's taxonomy places the organism in Eukaryota, Viridiplantae, Streptophyta, Magnoliopsida, Gentianales, Rubiaceae.